AUGGAUCCGAAACUUGGUUUCAACUUGUACAAUCUGCCCGGGCAGAGCGCGAAGCAGAAGAAGAAGGUACCCGACAAAGCAACCGAUUUGAUCAAGCUCACCGAUGCACAGAACAAGACAAACAAAAAUCAAACUGGCGUAGAAUACAUUUGCGGAAACUGCGGGAAGGACGUAGAUCUCAAGCUCAGCGACAACGUUCGGUGUCGAUACUGCGGACAUCGUAUAAUUCUUUGUUUUUGUUGCAAAAAUUGAAUCAUGGAAUUCGUUGUGUUUUAGCUUUUGCGAUGGCAGGGUCUCCGCACGUCUAAUACCAAACAUCAACCAAAAAAACAGGUAUCUUGUACAAGAAGCGAACAACAGCGGGUAUGAUGUACGAAGCGAGGUAGGAUGGAAAAGCGGCGAAAAGGAUCUGCACUGUGGGUCCUUGCCAGCCUAUCAACAUUCGCACACGCCUACUUUUUUUUACACUGUCGACAUAGCGCAUAAGAAUACAACACAAAUAUUUUGAGCC
Molecule: messenger RNA, 511 nt
Organism: Amoebophrya sp. A120
Lineage: Eukaryota; Dinophyceae; Syndiniales; Amoebophryaceae
Source: the annotation of a GenBank genome assembly